AUGACCAACAUGAGCUGGAGCUUCCUGACGCGGCUGCUGGAAGAGAUCCACAACCACUCCACGUUCGUGGGGAAGGUGUGGCUCACGGUGCUGGUGGUCUUCCGCAUUGUGCUCACCGCCGUGGGCGGCGAGUCCAUCUACUCCGACGAGCAGACCAAGUUCACGUGCAACACGCGGCAGCCCGGCUGCGACAACGUCUGCUACGACGCCUUCGCACCCCUGUCGCACGUGCGCUUCUGGGUCUUCCAGAUUGUGGUCAUCUCCACGCCCUCCGUCAUGUACCUGGGCUACGCCGUGCACCGCCUGGCCCGCGCCUCCCAGGAUGAGCGCCGUCGCUCUCGCCGCCGCCCCGGCCGCCGCGCGGCCCGCGCGCCCCUGCCGUUGCCCCCUCCGCCGCACCCGGGCUGGCCGGAGCCCGCCGACCUGGGCGAGGAGGAACCCAUGCUGGGCCUGGGCGAAGAGGACGAAGACCCGGGAGUGGCCGAGGGCCUGGGUGAGGAGGACGAGGCCGAGGACACGGGGGCGGCCAAGGGCGCAGGAGGGGACGCCAAGGUGGCUGCGGCCCCGGGUCCCGCGGGCCAGCAUGACGGGCGGCGGCGCAUCCAGCGCGAGGGCCUGAUGCGCGUGUACGUGGCCCAGCUGGUGGCGCGGGCCGCCUUCGAGGUGGCCUUCCUGGUGGGACAGUACCUUCUGUACGGCUUUGAGGUGCGGCCCUUCUUCGCAUGUAGCCGCCAGCCCUGUCCCCAUGUGGUUGACUGCUUCGUGUCACGGCCCACUGAGAAGACGGUCUUCCUGCUGGUCAUGUACGUGGUCAGCUGCCUCUGUCUGCUGCUCAACCUCUGUGAGAUGGCGCACCUGGGUCUCGGCAGCGCGCAAGACGCCGUGCGCGGCCGCCGCCCACUGCCCCCCUCCCCCGGCGCCAUGCCCCGCCCGCCUCCCUGCGCUCUGCCCGCUGCGCCUUCAGGCCUAGCCUGUCCGCCUGACUAUAGCCUGGUGGUUCGCACGGCUGAGCGCGCACGCGCCCAGGACCAGGACCUGGCCAGCCUGGCCCUGCAGGCGCUGCAGGACCGGCGGGCACUUGGGGACCUCGACAGUCCACCCGGCCCGGGCCUCCCAGUGAACGCCCGGGGGCCCCCGAAGGCUGGCGCCCCUGCGUCGGGGUCGGGCAGUGCCACAUCAGGGGGCACUGUGGGGGGCCAGGGUCGGCAGGGGAUCAAACCCAGGAUGGGCUCAGAGAAGGGCAGUGGGAGCAGCAGCAGGGAGGGUAAGACCACCGUGUGGAUCUGA
Molecule: messenger RNA, 1287 nt
Organism: Rangifer tarandus platyrhynchus (Svalbard reindeer)
Lineage: Eukaryota; Metazoa; Chordata; Mammalia; Artiodactyla; Cervidae
Source: the annotation of a GenBank genome assembly